Sesamum indicum (sesame) is the source of this 4492-nucleotide messenger RNA. Its product is annotated as autophagy-related protein 11. Gene Ontology annotation, cellular component: phagophore assembly site membrane; Atg1/ULK1 kinase complex. The record is from RefSeq and is a predicted model, not a curated record. Lineage: Eukaryota; Viridiplantae; Streptophyta; Magnoliopsida; Lamiales; Pedaliaceae. Gene Ontology annotation, biological process: piecemeal microautophagy of the nucleus; ribophagy; positive regulation of protein phosphorylation. Gene Ontology annotation, molecular function: molecular adaptor activity; protein kinase binding.
ACGAAUAAAAUACAAGAAAGAGAGAGAGAGAGAGAGAGAGAUGAUGAUGCGAUAAAUACAAAAAGCAGUCAGCUAAAAUCCCUUUUCCCUGUUCUUCCUGAGGACUCUUCUCUUCUCCUCCCUUUUCUCGGAGCAAAGAUUGCAAAGCACGCACAGUAAACGACAGCAGGGUCUGCUGCUGCUGCUGCUGCUUCCGAGUUCCUCUGCUCUGCUGUUUGGUGUUUCCUUGCGAAGCUUCUGCUUCUGUGUAUGGUUGAAACGACAGUAUUAGGAGGAAGGAACGAACGGACUUCUUGAUAAUGAUAUAGUCAAUCAUUCAUCAUUCAACGACAUUCCCACCAUUGUCGCGAGCAAGUUGACGUGCGUGUAGGUGGGUUGCCCUGAGAUUUGUGCUUUUGUAUCUUUGGAGGAUUCUGCGGUGUUAGUCGGUGGCAAUUGGAGUUUUCUCUGGUUAAAUGUUUCGGUGGUUCGAUUAAAUUGGGUUUCUUUACAGAUUUCUGAAGGAAUAUGGGGCGACGUUGUUGAUGGUGAAGUUGAAGUUGAAGUUUAAUUGUUGAAUCACCGGUGGAUUGAAGAUUAUUCGGGUUAUAUUGGCGGGUGUUAUACGUGCUGUUUAGGAGUGUGCUGAUAGGAUCUUCAUUGGGUUCUGCUGCUUUUUCUAAUUUCAGUUGUGGUCUUGUUGAGUUUUGCCAUCCUUAUACCUGCUAAGUAGUUUAAUCCUUAGGUUAUUGUGGUGGAGGUUUAUUGAUUCCUUUGGGGGUUAGAGAAAAUGUGUUCCAGUUCUUCGGAAGCUGUUGUCCAAAUGGGAAAGCUGGUGGUUCAUAUUGCUGAGAGUGGGCGGUCAUAUAAACUUGACUGUGAUGAAAGUACUCUUGUUGAGGCUGUGCAGAAGUUCCUGGAAUCAGAUUGUGGGAUACCAUUCCACGAUCAGCUUCUUUUGUGCUUGGACUUGAAAUUGGAGCCGCAGCGCCCCCUGUCAGCUUAUAAACUCCCAUCUAAUGAACGGGAAGUGUUUUUGUUCAAUAAAGCAAGGAUGCGAAAUAAUUCACCACAUCCUGCGCCGGAACAAGUUGCGAUUGUUGACAUUCCUGAUCUGCCAUUGCCAUCCUCAUCUAACUGUCCUCAUCCACUUGAUGAUGCUUCAGAUCCAGCAUUGAAAGCGUUACCUUCAUAUGAGAGACAAUUUAGGUUUCAUUUUCACUGUGGACAUGCUAUUUACAAUCGAACAUUAGCAAAAAUCGAGAUGUGUGAAAGGCUUUUUCAAGAGCAGAAGGUGCAAGAGAGAGCAUUAGAGAUUGCUAGGGGCAACUUAGAUCAUUUCUACAAGAUGAUUCACCAAAACUACACGGACUUUAUGAAAUGUUAUUUGCAGCAGCACCGGAGCCAUGCCAACCUUCUGCUGAACUUUGGGAGGGAUAAAGAGAAAUUGAGAUCUAUAAGAAUUCUGCCGUCCUUACAGACUGCCAAUCGCAAGUGCCUGCUGGAUUUUGUGAAGGAAGAGAACUUGCAGAAGACAUGGGAGGAUUGCGGCAUUUCACAUAGGCAGUUCGAAAACAAAGUUUCAGAAUUUAAACUGGAGUUUGCAGACCUGAAGCGCAAUACAGAACAAUUAUUUUCUGGCAAAGCUUCAUUUCUUAUCAAAGAUUUGGAGACAUCAAUAGAAGACCACCAACGAUUCAUCAAUGAGCUCAAGAGCAUAAUGCAGGCUUUAAGUAAAGAUGUAAAUACUGUGAAGAAGCUUGUGGAUGAUUGUCUUUCCGACCAGAUGUCAUCUUCGCUGCGUCCUCAUGAUGCUGUUUCUGCAUUGGGUCCUAUGUAUGAUAGCCAUGAGAAAGAUUAUCUCCCAAAGAUGCAGGCUUGUGAGAGUGCAAUUUCCGAUUUGCUCAACUUUUGCAUGGAAAAGAAGAACGAGAUGAAUAUGUUUGUGCACAAUUAUAUGCAAAAGAUUGCAUAUAUUCAGUAUUCCAUUAAAGACGUGCGGUAUAAGUUUUCUGUCAUCCAGGAGGCUUUGAAGCGUCAAAAUGAUCAGUUUGAGCAAUUAAAGGUGGUGCGUGGGAUUGGUCCGGCAUACAGAGCAUGCCUCGCAGAAGUAGUGAGAAGAAAAGCUGCAAUGAAAAUCUACUUGGGCAAGGCUGGACAAUUGGCUGAAAAACUUGCAACAGAGAGAGGUGCUGAAGUUAGGAGACGUGAGGAAUUCUUUAAAGAACAUGGUACUUAUAUUCCUCGGGAUAUUUUAACAUCCAUGGGAUUGUAUGACAUGCCAAACCCUUGUGAUGUCAAUAUAAUUCCUUUUGACUGUAAUCUGCUUGAUAUAGACAUUUCAGAUCUAGACCGUUAUGCUCCUGAAUCAUUGUUAGGUCUCUGUUCAAAGAGUGAGAAGCGUGGGACUUUGAGGAGUUCAUCACGCAUGUCUGAUGAUAGUUCAGAGGCAGCUGAAGUAGAAGCUGUGGACUUUCCCGGGAAGUAUGAUUUCCAUGACUUAGUUGAGGGGUCAGAGUUGGUGGAGAUUUCUGUUACUAGCAAGAUGGAAGUUGAGAAUGCAAAACUAAAAGCUGAACUUGCUUCUAAAAUUGCCUUAAUAUGUUCCAUGAGUGCUGAGUUUGAUUAUGGAUCACUUGAUGACAGGAAAUUAGAUAGUAUAGUGCAAAAUGUUGCCGAGAAGACUUCUGAAGCUUUACAUCUGAAAGAUGUGUAUGAAAAACACCUGCAAUCAAUGCUAAAGGAAAAGCAAAUGCAGUGUGAAUCUUAUGAGAAACGGAUUCAGGAGUUGGAGCUGAGGUUGUCAGAUCAGUAUGUGCAAGGAUGUAAACUUUCAGCUGAUCAGGAUGCAUCUAAUUUUGUGGCGUCAACCACAAAGAAUCAUGAUAACAAGUCAGAAGUGUCGGAAGUUGGAGAAAUUCCCAUGCACCAUGCAAUGGAUGUGGUCUCAUGUGCAUCUAGCUCAAAAUCUGGGAUUCUCCCAGAACAUGUUAAAGGACAAGAAGGAUUGGAUGACAAUAUGACAGAUUCCUCUGGUAUGCUAAACCCUCAGCUGGAUUCGUCGAUGCUGGAUCUAAACCGUGAUAAAGGACAUCUUUCUGGUAAAGAAAAGAAGCAAAUACUAUUGUGUGAUGGGAGCACUGCACUUGCUACGAGUAAUAUGGCUGUUAGUGUGUCGCAGAAACCAGAUGUUCUAUCCUGUGAAACAGCUGUUUUACCAGGUUUGGAUGCCAAAGUAAGUGAUAACCUGGUGCUGGAAUUGCAACAGGCACUAGCAGAGAAAUCAAGUCAAUUAGACAACGCAAAAGCCAAGAUCCAGGCAUUAAUUGAUGAGGUUUAUGAGCUCGGAAGCGAGUUGGAGAUCAAUCGGAAGCUACUUGAUGAAUCUCAGAUGAACUGUGCUCAUUUAGAAAAUUUUCUGCAUGAGGCAAGAGAGGAAGCACAAACACAUCUUUGUGCAGCUGAUCGCAGGGCCUCUGAAUAUAGCGCACUGCGUGCCUCGACUGUCAAAAUGCAUGGUCUUUUUGAGAGGCUGAGAAGCUGUGUUUCAUCAUCAGGGGUGGCUGCUUUUUCCGACUCGUUACAUGCUUUAGCUAGUUCUGCCAAUGAAAACGAUGAUGAUAGUACUGCUGAAUUCUGUGAAUUUGUUCGGAUUCUUGCCGAUAAAGUUGCCAUUUUGUCACGGCAGCGAGCAGAAUUGCUUGACCGGUAUUCCAAAGCUGAAGCUACAAGCGAGCAGCUUAAAAAGGAGUUAGAAGAGAAGAAAGAGUUGGUGAACACUCUUUACUUGAAGCAUCAAUUGGAAAAACAGGCGAAUAAAGAGAAGAUUUCAUAUGGUCGUUUAGAAGUCCACGAGAUUGCUGCAUUUGUCCUCAACUCUUCCGGGCACUACGAGGCUAUCAACCGAAACUGCCCAUAUUAUUAUCUCUCUGCUGAAUCUGUGGCGUUAUUUGCCGACCACCUCCACACUCGUCCGAGCUACAUUGUAGGACAGGUUGUCCAUAUCGAACAUCAGAUAGUGAAAUCUUCUCUGUCAACUUCAGACCAAGACCAUGUAGAUAUACUGACCUCCGAAACCGGAACCAGCCAGCUGACCUUGAACCCGGGAUCGACUUCAAAUCCAUACGGUCUACCCAUUGGGCGUGAAUAUUUUGUCGUGACGGUAGCGAUGUUACCUGAUACAACUGUUCACUCGCCUCCUUCCUGAUCUUAUUGCAAAUGGCAGAUAGAUGUGAUGGAAGACACCAAAGUGUGAAUAUGACUUAAAACUGAAUGCUUUUUAGUGAGACUGUGACUUGGUUCCUUUUUCUUUCUGUACAGUUUAGAAAUCAAUUCAAUCCAUCUCUUCUGUAAAUAAAGAUGGCUGAUUUCUCAUGUAUAUUUGUCUAUGUUUAUGUUUCACCAGAGCCCCAAUGAUUGUCAUAAGGCAAAAUCUUGAUGGGAUGGUGGAGUUUUGGUGAUUUUAUUCCAGUUCUUGGACAACUUUUUCUUGAAAGCUUUCAAUUUCCUUUCU